UUCAUAUUUCAUUAUAUGUACACAAAUAAUACACACAGAUCUUUAAUUUCAAUCACUCGGCUUCAGUGAGGUAUAGCUAGAGAUAGAUAUAUGGGAAAUUGUUGCAGAAAGACGUCGGCUGUGGACUGGGACGGCGACGACUGGGGAUCGUUGAGGUCGUCGACGAGAUCAAGCAAGGUGUUUGAUGAAGUUCAUGCAUGGAGCGAGGUCGACGAAGUGGUCGUGCCGGAGAAGAAGCAGCUUCUGGGAGGGAUGGGAGCUUCGUCGUCGUCUAAUAAUGGGAAAGUGACGAUAAAGAUGUCGAAGAAGGAGCUUGAGGAAUUAAUGGGACUUAUGGGGAAGAAGGAGAGAGAAGGAAGAGCUUUAGCAGAACAAGUUCUGGUCCGCUUGUUAAGCGCUAGAGAUCAUCAUCAUGUUUCUGAUCACCAUAGGCCUUGGAGGCCUGUUCUGCAGAGUAUUCCUGAGCUUGACUAAUGUUAAUCAAAUGGCUUCUUCUCUGUUGUACAAAAUUACAGUCAAAGCCAUGAAAAAAAUCCCUUCAUUUUAUUCAUUUUUUAUGCCAGGUUUACUUUCAUCUCGCGUUUUCGUGUAUGUCAUUGUAACUUGGAAUGGACAUGUGCAGUGGUUAUAUGCUUAAUAUUUGUACCAGCUGGUUCACUUUGAUUCAUUUCUUUA
Messenger RNA from Neltuma alba, 675 nucleotides. RefSeq lists its product as uncharacterized. The transcript has a single exon. The record is from RefSeq and is a predicted model, not a curated record. The coding region runs from base 91 to 474 and encodes 127 amino acids. Lineage: Eukaryota; Viridiplantae; Streptophyta; Magnoliopsida; Fabales; Fabaceae.